Molecule: messenger RNA, 10070 nt
Organism: Carassius gibelio (silver crucian carp)
Lineage: Eukaryota; Metazoa; Chordata; Actinopteri; Cypriniformes; Cyprinidae
Product: CREB3 regulatory factor-like
Exons: 9
Coding region: 242-2374 (710 amino acids)
Biological process (GO): regulation of transcription by RNA polymerase II; response to unfolded protein
Cellular component (GO): nucleus
Molecular function (GO): RNA polymerase II transcription regulatory region sequence-specific DNA binding; DNA-binding transcription factor activity, RNA polymerase II-specific
Source: RefSeq, a predicted model, not a curated record
UUUCCAGGAACCCGUCAGGAAGAAGAUAAACAAAACAAAACAAACCAGAGAGGAAGACGGCGUGGAUUGAGAAGAAUGACAUUAAGUUUUCCUAAAGGCGAAAAAUAUUGGAAUUACAACCAUUUUUCUACCAGUAUAUGGGUAGCUUAAAGACAGCAGUCAAGUGAGGAGGACAACUCGGCCAUACUUAAAUGUGCUGCUAAAUCCUCCAUAUUUAAAACAAGGAUUUUCUCUUUUUUUUAUGCUUAAAAUCAAAUUUCCUCCAGAGAUUGACGAAAAGAUAGGGCGACUGAGACGGGGGAGGUGGCAGAAAAGUUUCCGUCAAGGAACUGAAGAUCUGUGCUCUGCAAUGCCUCUGCCCAGCAUUAGUGGAAUGGACCCUCCCUUUGGGGAUGCCUUUCAAAACCGCUCUUUUACUGACCAGGCGCUGACCAGCACAGACCUGUUGAACAGUUCUGACCCAGAUUUCAUGUAUGAACUGGAUCGGGACAUGACUUGUCGCCAGAGCCCUAGAGGAGAUAUUUUCACAGUUGGAGACUGCAAAGACUUGGACGGCAUGGAUCAUCUACCUGAACUUGUAGAUAACGACCCUGCUUACAGCUCCAACUUUGAGCAGUGGGACACGUACUGGGAGGACUUGACCAAGUACACUCGGCUCACCAGUUGUGAUAUCUGGGGCACCAAGGAAGUGGAUUUCUUGGGCCUUGAUGACUUUUCCAGCCCUUACCAGGAUGAGGAGGUGAUAGGACAGACUCCGACCCUGGCCCAGCUCAACAGUGAGGACUCGCAGCCAGUUUGUGACACUCUUUACCAUCCGGACUUGCUGGUGGGUCAAAAGCAGCUUUUGUUUCCACCUCCCACUGUGGCCAAGAAGACUAACAAACUCAGCCACUCGGCAACCAGCGCCUCAUCAAGUCGCAACCCUCUGCCGGACUUUGCCGAGGGAUCCCAGAAAGCUACUUGGCCUGUUCCCUCCAGCACUGACACAAUGGCCAAGGGGCAGUUUCAGGGCCCUAGCAAAGCCUCGACUGCACCUAUGGACAACAUGGAUUACGUUCGCAAAGCCAAGGUACGCAUCAGCGUACCACGCAAGCCUUUAGUAGAGAGCGCCGCCCAGAUUAGUGUUUCUGCCUCUCCUCUUAUCCAGGAGCACGAGUCUUCUGCUUCGCAGGUCAGCGAGGACCCACCAGUCAUCGCUGAUAACACAGCAUCCUCCAUUAGCUGCGAAAAGAAAGUGGAGACUCCUAAACGAGAGGUACCGACUGUUCCUGGUCCAGAAAUAGGGAACCUGAGGACGGUGCAACACAAAGUCCACUUCACUGCAGCUACCGGCAGUGAAACCUUGCUCACCGUGAGUGCCCUUGGAUCCGACGCUUCUGCCGCUAAAAAAAAGGAGGAGGAAGAGCACAACUACUCGUUAUUCUUAACCAGGGCCAGGCUGGCAGGGAAGGCAACUGCUGACAUGGAAGAAGAGGAAGAAGAAGAGGACGACGAAGGUGAAGAAGAGGAAGAGGAGGAGGAGGCAGAGGGAUUGGAUCUAGAUGAUGAAGACCACGAUGAAGGCUUUGGCAGUGAACAUGAGCUCUCAGAGAAUGAAGAGGAAGAGGAGGAGGAAGAUGAGGACUAUGAGGGCGACAAAGACGACUACGUUAGUGACGCAUUCUCAGAGCCAGGGUGUGACACUGAUAUGGCUGAUGAUGGCAAAGGCCUGACGGCUGGAGUUUCUAGGAAGAGGGGAAAGCGUCGAUACUUCUGGGAGUACAGUGAGCAGCUCAUCCCAUCCAAACAGGAGCGCAUGCUGAAACCCUCCGAAUGGGACAGAGACACACUUCCCAGCAACAUGUAUCAAAAGAAUGGCCUGCACCACGGAAAAUACACACUGAAGAAGUCGAGGCGGACGGAUGUGGAAGAUCUUACUCCAAACCCUCGGAAGCUGCUUCAGAUUGGCAAUGAACUCCGGAAACUCAAUAAAGUUAUUAGUGACCUGACUCCGGUUAGUGAGUUACCCCUAACCGCUCGGCCUCGGUCUCGAAAGGAGAAGAACAAGCUUGCAUCCAGGGCCUGCAGGCUGAAAAAGAAAGCUCAGUAUGAAGCCAACAAAGUCAAGUUAUGGGGGCUUGGAACUGAAUAUGAUCGUUUGCUGUUUGUGAUCAAUGCAAUCAAAGAAGAGAUUGUCAGCAGAGUUCAGGAUAUCUCACAUGACAAAGGAACAAGCAUGACCGAGAAGCUGGAUAAACUCAUUGAGGAUACAUUAGUGCAGCCACCAGUGGCCAGCCAGACUUCAGAUUUUGUGAAUCAGAUCCUGGAGAACACUGGGAAAGGAGAUCCCACUGGAGGGCUGGUGGGAUUGCGUGUGCCCACAUCGAAGGUGUAAAGUCACGCCGAAAGACACCAUGGAGCACACACGGAGCCAUCCGCGCCAUUCUUGUCCCACACUGUAACGGCCCAACACUCUGCAUGCCCAUUUUCACUUGGAGCCGCAUCCUCACAUUUAAAGUGAAUACAUGCAUACGAUACCACUUGUCCGUGCAUACGUAUGUAUAUAUUCACCUCAUGCGCACCAAUGGAAAUCAAACUAGUUGUUAACCUUUGCACUCAAUAGUCUGUUUCCUACCAUGUGUGCAUGUGGCUGGUAUCGAUCAACAGGCCGCCAUGUUGCAAAUAUUAAAAGCCAAUAUACGAGAUACCUCCAACAAAUGAGGAAAAGAGAGAGAAAGAAGCUAAACAAUGAGCACCAGUAGCCAUUUUCCUCUUGCGUCCAGCUAAAUCUGUCAAAUGCCCCUUAAGAGUUUUGGAAAGCAGAGGUGCACUCUGCUGAGAAACUAAGAGGGCAUUCGAUCCUUUGAUUUAAUGGUCAAAAAGGUGUAAAUGCAGACUUUCUGAGUUUUUGAACACGGCAUGUACGAUAGGCCUACUUUAAACACUUAUUCAUCUCUCAACUGAGGGGGUAAGUGUCUGGGGCGGGGGGGGAUUCCUGUUUGAAGCAUUUUUUGAGGAUCAAUUGAGAUACACAUAAAUUACAAGAAGGCAACCACGAAAGAACACAAACACCGAUGUUAAACCAAGAAUAGCGCUAAGUUACUGAUGUUCGGUGUAUAUAUAUAGAACAGGGAUGUUUCAAGAGAGUAGCAGGUGAGGAGACGGGCCUCAGAUGCCCUUUUCCACAGAUUUGCGAUCGUCUCAGGUUGGAAAGAGAGAGAGAGAGUGUGUGUGUGUGUGUGUGUUUUGUUUUUCUUUCCUUGACCUGAGCAGAUGGUCAGUUGAAUCCCUUAUUGUAAAUAGGCAGAUUGGUUUAUUAUUAUCCACUGGUGAAAUCCUUUCCUUUCUACACUUUGAUUGAAGUGCCCUCACGUCAAAUCACCUUUGAUGUUGUUUUGCAAAUUCUCAGCGAAAGGGGCUUAAAAAAACGGAUUCCCAAAUUGGGUUUUGUUUAUAUUUGUACUUUAUACAAGUGAGAUUAAUUGUGCCUUGUAAUUGCGGAGUUGAGGUAAAAUAAACUCAAUAGAGAGCGCAAAUGGACCAUUUUGCAGAAAGCAAGCAGUUGAAGGGGAGUCAGUGGGGGGUGGGGAGGUUUGUAAUGUAUUUCAGCUCUUUAAAGAUACUCUGAAUGUACAUAGGAAUAUGGAAUAUAUAGAUAUAUGCCACAGAGUCUGUGCUUUGUAUCAUAAGAUGGCUCUGGCAAAUAUACUUUUUUCGGUACUUCGUUUAAGAGGGGGUGGGGGGUGGGCAGUGUCGUAAUAUAUGAGAAAUAUUCACAUAUAAAAAACAAAAAAAUGAUAUUUGCACACUAUAUUUUGAUUGUUUUGUUUUUUGUACCAAAGACACAUGCAACUGAAAAUGGCAACUAGCCAGUCUAAGUAAGGUUUUGCACAGCUUACCUGAUACCGUAUUGAAUGUAGGACAAAAACAUAAAAGGUAGGGUCAAGGAUUCUACUGAACUGUGAAAUUUGCUUGGGUCCAAUUCUCUGCAGAAAGAAGCAUUCAUUUGCAUCCUCAUCCAAUUUUGUACUGUUCUUUUUGUUCUCAUAUACAUUUCUUUGACACAUUUGUACCACCAUUCGUUUUCCCUCCACCGAAGUUUUGUUGCGUAUUUAAAUGAUGAGCUAGAAAGUUAAUGGAGAUGCUUCUGUUUUGCCCAUAGAUGAUCAUAAAAAACCAAAAGGUUUACUAUUCUUCCUAUAUAGAAGAUGCCACCUUCUGAAAUGAUACAUUACUUGGCAUUACACACUUUUAUUUUUGUCUUCUUACUCUGAGUAUUGUUGAAAGCAAAAUUUUAUUGCCUAUAUUUUUGUAACGAUUGCCUUUAACUUUCCUUUCUGCACUACCCAUAGAGCCCUCUUGGAAAAUUCGGAAAUGUUUUCGAAAGCACUUAUCUUGCUAUGGGAUUGUAAGUUUAAAAUCCUCUUUUAAAAUUGUAUUUAACACAAUCGUAUGUAUAAAGUAUAUAUACUUAAUCGGCUGAAUCUCACAAUAGAAAGUCCAGGAUUUUUUUAACCCCAGUAUCGAAAAGAACAAAUUUGUAUAUAUAAAUUAUAUUUUGCAUGAUCACAGCGAAGCCUUAAAAUAAAGAUUAAGCACUCCUCACACACUUAAAUUCUCAUUACUGUUAUCCUAACGAUUUAAAAACAGCAUAAAAAAAUCUAAAUUUGAAUUAGUAUAAUUACAUUUACUAGAACACAUUACCUUGUUGUAUACUUUCAAUUGUACUUUACAAUUACGUGCAGUAAACGAGAAUGGCUUUAAUGAGAACUGAAGUGAAAAUGUGCUUAAUAUGGCUUUAUUUUCAUUCUGGAAAAAAAUUUAAAUUCUUCCUGAAUUGUGACCUUGACCGUUCUUGUGAGAUUUCCCUGCCGCCACGAUCUCAAGCUGCUGCAAAUUUGUUCAUUCUGAAAAAUCUCUUCCGGGUGAAAUUAUUCAUAGUUUGCGAAAAGGCCUUUUAAAAGUGACUUUAUUAUUGAUGCUGAAGCUUGUGGAGAAGGUUGUUUCUCAAAUUCCAUUUUGAUCAAAGAAGGGAGAAUAUUUUUUUUUCCUUUAAAAUCUAAACUAAGACUUUUGUAAAGCUAUUUUUCUUUAUUUGCAUUUGGUAGCAUAGUAAAGAUUCUAUAUACCGUCCAUUAUGUGUUGUAACUUCUUUUUUUUUUUUUUGUACAUAGACAUGAAUUUAGAUUUAUUCUAAAUGUGGAAAAUAUAUACAGUAUAUUAUAUAUCAAUAAAUGUAUAGUAAGUUCUAUAUUACAUGUAAGAAAGCAAAAGCACUUUGUCUAGACAAAAAGAAAAAAAAAAAGAAAAAAAGCUUUCCCCCUCCCGUUUGCUGCUAAACCGACCUCGUUUGAAUGCUGCGGUGUGUACUUGACUUUUGCCAUCUUGACCAGGGCAGUGUGACAGAGAGGUCUUGAGUGGAGACAGACAUUUGUACGUGUCUCAUUGAGCAGUGAGGACUCUGACGUCACAAUCUUCAUUUGCCUUCAGUAGACAUUUCCUAUGGAAAAAUACAAAUUCUGCUUUGGAUUUUUCUUCAGGUCGAUGUACAGUGUUGACACAUUCUCUCUAGCCAGAGAUAGGUAUUGUUGUCAUUGAUUUUUUUAAAGUAAUUUUUUGUACUUACUGGGGGAAAUAUGAGUUAUUUGAGAAAGUAGCUCAGAGAGAAAAAAAGAAAAGAAAUAAUAUAUAAAUAUAUAUCGCUGUACUGUAAGGCAGUUCCAUUUGCCAUGGGGAAUCAAUUGGACUAUGUUUUUUGUUUAGUCUUUAAGAACCCAUCCAUUCUCAAAAGACAGCAAAGCAAUUUGUUAUGGCGACAAAGACCAGCCUUUCUUGUGCCAUCUACAGCUCAAAGCUACUCUGAGUGGCAUUAGCUCAAAAUGAUUAUGAUUGUCCUAUAAAUAAUAAGCUUGAUGGCAAGUGACAAUGAGCAUACGGAGAUGGAAAUGUGUGUUGUCCUUCUGUCGACAGCCUGCUGUUUUGAAAGCGUUCGGUAAUUAUCGUAGUGUGCAAGCUCUCGCUUUCAACAUGAUGUUGUGAGCUGUGCAGUUUUAACCAGGGGACUCUGUGGCAUUCAAACAGUUAAGGAAAUGGUUGCUAUUUAAAGCCAGUAUUUUAUCUUUUUUUUUUUUUUUUUUUUUUUGCUGAUCAUGUUUUUAUGUAAAGGAAGACAUUUAAUGCACGUAUAUACACAUGCACACAUUUGUAUAUGUGUGAUUGUUUUGCUUCGUAGUGUGAUUCAAUAGUAACAUCCAUAAGAGGCUGUCACAUAGGAAAUUAAUUGUGGUUAUUUCAUAAUCUUAGGGAAAUUAUUUCUGCCUUCAAAAACAGAUAUAUGCAUCAAAAACAUAAAAAAAAUAUAAUUCAUUAUUUAUAUAGCAUAGUUAUGUUUCUUGCAUAGUCUUGUCAUUUAGCAUCAUAUUACUUUUUGAAAGGGAAAUAAUGUAGCUAUGUGUUUUCAAUUAUUUUGUGUGUUCUUUUAGUUUGCUUUGUCUUUAAAAACCACCCAUAACGUGACAUGCUCAUCUAUCCUGAAAAAAAAGAGUAAGCUAGAUAUUAUAUCCAUUCUUUGAUCGAUUGUUUUUAUUGUCUGCAUAUUGUUGAUGAUUCAAUAAUUUUGGUCGCAAAGCUGCUAAAUCAUGUUGUAAAAUUGUAUAGAGAAUCAAAGAUCAUUCCCUGUUACAUUCAAGCUACAAGCAAUGACUUUUGUAUUGUAAACGAUUAUUUAUCAAGAGAUGGAUCUUGUGCCACUAUCUUUAUACCACGGAUUCAUCAAACACCGUUCGAUCUCGAUGGAUAACUCACGUUGAAUUCUUCUAAAAUGGCUGCAGUAUAUACUCAAGAGCAUUCAAACAAGCAUUUACACCUUUCCUUUUCAAUGGUUUGUUUAGAUAUGUGUUUGCUAUAUACAAGAAAAGAUUACUCCUAUUGGUGCACUAUGCAGGUUUUACUCUGUAGAAAGACAGGAUGUUGCUUUAGUUUACAGCACUUGCUUUUUUGAACUAUUGUAUCUGAUUAAUGGGUAUUGUAAAAGUGGUUAUCGAUGGUAAACAACAUGGUAACUAAAAGCUGAGAAAAAUUUUAAGCAUUUCACAGAAGGCGGCCUGUUUUAUUGUUGCUAAAUAAACAUGCUCUUUCCAAUGUAUUUAACCUAUUGAAUGUUGUAGUUUUGUUUUUGCUUUGUUUUUCUUUCUUUUUUUAAUGGACCUUGAUGAAUAAUUUUACCAUUCUGUGCAUUUUGUUACUCUGUAUCUUGUGUAAUCGUGUUCUUCAGUAGUAGAAUGGCCUUCACGCUUUUAGAUGAUGCCGCUUUACGUUUAGCAGUAGAUCUCAAACGUGCAUUCCUACAUAUCAGCUGCUUGUAAAUGUUCCAUUAACAAAUCUGUAUGCUACACUCGAUCCCUUUAGAUAUGGUAUUUGAAACCAUGGAUCUGUUUGCAUAAUACACGGCAUGACUAUUGUGCAUGCUAACCUUGCUAAAUUGAUAUUCAUGGAGCUUUUGCAACACACGAACUGUCUCGCUGUCUUUAUUCGAACCAAUGAGCACAAGUGGGGAAAAGAAAAGUUGAUACUUUUUGAUGUAAAUGAUCUCUAUUGCACUCCAGCUUUCAUCUGAAAAGACCCACAUUAUUGCACUUGGUUUAACAGAAUUUCCGAUGUUGUUUUUGAAAUGAUGCCUGCAAAAUCAGGUGCCUUAUUCAGACAUGAAAACCCAAACUUGAUCUAUCGACAUUUUCUACAGAAAUGAGAUUUUUGCCCAUUAUGCCAAGAAUAAAAUCACAACUUUCCUCUGAAAUUCUAUAUGUGUAUAUAUAUUUUUAAUUUUGGGGGUUUUGUUUGUUUUUCUGCUGUGUCGAGCAGUAAGCUUGCUUCAGAUGAGAACUGUUGCUGCUUUGCCCUCAUACAGUUUUCAUUGAAAGAUGAAUGUAGUCUUCCUUCAGUGGAGUUCAAUAUAAAAAGACUGUGUCCCAUACAUUUUUGGUUGAGAGACUAUCCAAAGAGUGCUGCAAUCGUAAACUAAUUUUUGAAAUGUUUAUAUCAUCAGUAGAAAUAUAUAUGUAAACCAUGUGAGAUUUCUUCUGUUUAGGUUCUUGGUUGAAAUUGUCUCUGUUUUUGUUUUGACCUUGGUAGAAGCAGGUUAAUCCAUUUGUACGUGAUGCAUUGUAACUUUUAUACGAUCGACGUAUGCAGUGAUGGAUUCCUCCGAAGCCCUCCGAGUGGUAGAAGUUUGCAAAGACAAUGUCAAACCUUGUCAACAUUGUGUCCCUUCACCAAUGCUCAAGAUUAUUGUGCCUCCCGAUUCUUCUGGUUCUACUGUUCCUCAGAUCGCCGGCUAUGACCUGGAGCAGAGUCACUUACCAACAAACUGUAAUGGCCUUCAGCAGUUGUUCUCCAAUCAAGGUUUUCCACGUACACAAAAACGACACAGAGGUGCGCAUUGCUUGGCCUAGAUCGUCCUGUGAUGGAAUUCAGUCGUAGAGGGCGGGAAGUCUCGGUGGACUGGCGAACUGCUGGCAGAUGUCCCCGUUCACACGGUCGGGACGCUUUCCUUGCACUCAACCACUCCCUCAGAGAAAAGUUGAGUCUUCUUUUGGUGGUUGCCGCUGCAUGGCUCCCUUCAUGGCGAUGGGGGGAGGGGGAAAGAAGCUCUUUGUUUUAUUGGGUUCAAAAAAACUUGGACAUUGGGUAGGAGUCCUGUCUCGCCACCCAUGGUGCUGAAUUUCGAAAUAUGUUACUUGAACACCCUCAGUGACAUGAGAGCUGUGACUUGGCCCAAGCUGUCAGGUCCGUGAACUCUUCUCGUUCCGAAAUAAAGAUGCUCUUACGACAUUUGCUUAAGCCACUGCAACACCCGUGCCAAGACCUGACCCCGAACCGGGCGCUCAUUUUGGACUUGGAUCGAACCAGUGGUCGGGCGGGGAAAGGGCCGUGCUAAUGUAGCUGUGAUAGCCUAUGUUGAUUGUCUGUUUGCUUGUAUCUGUAUUUCUUUUUCUGUUGAGGAAGACAUGGAGCGCUAGUAGGGUCACUUGGACUGUUGGACCCAGACCCCUUGCACCGAAGUGCACUGGACACACUCGAAUCACUACUCUACAACCAACGUUACCAAAAAAGAUUGUCAAGGAAUGCUCGCAUACUUUUCUACACUGCAAUGAUUUACAUUCCCUUCCGACCUUUGCCAAAUUUGCAUCCAGCAACUAAAUUGACCUUCAACAUUGGUAGCGGGUUUGCGAAAACAUAACCAGGGCCACCAAAACUCUUUUGUUUCGAUUUCAGUUUGUUUCUUUAGUUUUGAAAAUCCAUACAACUUUCAAUUUACAAGGAUUGACGCAAAAUGUCAAUCUAAAUAAUAAUAAUAAUAAUAAUAAUAAUAAUAAUAAAAAGAUAUAUAUAUAUAUAUAUACAUACACAAUACGUGAACUUGUGCUUCUAAUGUUGUAUGGUAUUCUACUUGAUAAUUUAGCAUGGGAUACUUAAGUAGCUAGUACUGUGUGUGGACUCCCAAAGUGUAAAAUCUUUCACCUUUUUUAUUUAGUAUCUUUUAUUUCGUUUGUUCUAGUCACAGUAGGAAGGCUGUGUUUCAUUGCUAAGUGCUCUGUCAUAGAUCUCUUGGUGAUAUUCUUAAGCAAAACUCUGCAGAAGUGUAUCCUACUGAAACUAACAGUUACUUGAUCCUAUUAGCAAUGUCUAUAUUUGUAGUUCACAUAUAUGCCUGUUCAAAUACAAUAUCUUGACAGUUGUUCUAGUUAUGUUUCAGUGUUGUGCUGGGUUUUGACAUGCAUUGGACAUUUUUCUUUCACUUUUAUUUUCUUUCUGUAUUUUAUUCGGCACAACUAGUUGGAGAACAGCUUGGUUUAUAGUGUACAGAUGUGAAGUAGGCUUAAAAGCAGUUGUGUUUGAUCUUUAAAAUGUGUCUGUUUGUGUUAUUGUGCCUCUUAUUAUUUGAUUUCAUUUUUUUUGUUUUUUUGUAUUAUCCUUAAUUAUGUCACUGCAUUGUAUCAGCCCGGAGUUGGUACCACAAUUUUGCUUGUAACCAUGAUAGUCUAAUUCUGUUAUUGAUUUUACUAUCAAAAUAAACAUUAGAAACUCCAGCA